GACGGCCAAUCAGAGCGCGGAGCGGAAGCGCGGUAAGAUGGCGGCGCUCUGAGGUGAGGGGCAGCGCUCACCUCCCGGUUCCCCCCCAGGCCCCUCCGGUGCCUGCUCCGACGAUGCCGCUCCGCGCUCUGCUGAGGGCCGCGGCCUCACUGCGAGGCUCCGCCCUGCAGCCCUCCGCCGCUAUGGCCACGCUGAACCAGAUGCACCGGCAAGGCCGGCCCAGGCCUCCCCCUCCGAAGGUGGGCGCCACGUUCGGGAGGCCGCAGAUCAAGGGGGUGGUGAUCAAGAACCUGAUCCGCAAGCCCAAGAAACCCAACUCGGCCAACCGCAAGUGCGUCCGGGUGCGGCUGAGCAACGGCAAGGAGGUGGUUUGCUUCGUGCCCGGCGAGGGACACAACCUGCAGGAGCACCACGUCGUGCUGGUGCAGGGCGGCCGCACGCAGGACCUGCCCGGCGUCAAGCUCACCGUGGUGCGGGGCAAGUACGACUGUGCCCAUGUGCAGAAGAAGAAGUGAGGAGGGGAUGGGGAUGGGGACGGACACGGACCCUGCGCAGGGGAGAGACUCCAUUAAAGCUGUUGUGUGGA
Molecule: messenger RNA, 586 nt
Organism: Melopsittacus undulatus (budgerigar)
Lineage: Eukaryota; Metazoa; Chordata; Aves; Psittaciformes; Psittaculidae
Gene: MRPS12
Product: mitochondrial ribosomal protein S12
Exons: 2
Coding region: 114-515 (133 amino acids)
Biological process (GO): translation
Cellular component (GO): small ribosomal subunit; ribosome
Molecular function (GO): structural constituent of ribosome
Source: RefSeq, a predicted model, not a curated record